This is a messenger RNA of Etheostoma cragini (Arkansas darter), 998 nucleotides long. It is a transcript of the gene ndufs8b, whose product is annotated as NADH:ubiquinone oxidoreductase core subunit S8b. Lineage: Eukaryota; Metazoa; Chordata; Actinopteri; Perciformes; Percidae. Gene Ontology annotation, molecular function: NADH dehydrogenase activity; 4 iron, 4 sulfur cluster binding. Gene Ontology annotation, cellular component: membrane. The transcript has 7 exons. The record is from RefSeq and is a predicted model, not a curated record. Bases 210 to 848 code for a protein of 212 amino acids. Gene Ontology annotation, biological process: mitochondrial electron transport, NADH to ubiquinone; mitochondrial respiratory chain complex I assembly.
GCUUGUUGUAGGAAAAACUGCAAUAAUACGUGGUCAACGGCACACGUGGAAAAUGUCCAUGGAUGUAUUAGCCUAAAACUAAAAUGUCACCAACAGUGCUGUUUUUGCGAUUUACUAACCGGGAACCAGAAAUUAACGAGGGACACGUGAAUGCAACAUACGUACGCAGUUCAGGGACCGCUGCCUGUUGUUAAUAACUUGUGACAGAGAUGUCUACUGCACUGAGUCUGCGUCUUCUCCACUGCUACUCAAAGCCAGGCCCAUUUGGAUAUGGUCCUGGUGUCAUUCGCCCAUUCUUUCUCAGUGUGGAGAGAGAGGGCUACAAGUAUGUAAAUGCUCAGGAGCUGCCGACAGACCUGAGGUCCAUCACUGACCGGGCUGCAACAACCCUCCUUUGGACUGAACUUUUUAGAGGUUUGGCGAUGACCAUGAGUUACCUGUUCCGUGAACCUGCCACCAUCAACUACCCGUUUGAGAAGGGCCCUCUGUCACCCCGCUUCCGUGGAGAGCACGCUCUCCGCCGCUACCCUAAUGGAGAGGAGCGCUGCAUCGCCUGUAAGCUGUGUGAGGCCGUCUGUCCUGCUCAGGCCAUUACCAUUGAAGCUGAGACUCGAGCUGAUGGCAGCAGGAGGACUACACGCUAUGACAUUGAUAUGACCAAAUGUAUCUACUGUGGCUUCUGCCAGGAAGCCUGUCCUGUUGAUGCCAUUGUUGAGGGUCCAAACUUUGAGUUCUCCACAGAGACCCACGAGGAGCUGCUGUACAACAAAGAGAAGCUGCUCAACAAUGGAGACCGAUGGGAGGCUGAGAUAGCAGCCAACAUACAUGCAGACUACUUGUACAGAUAAAUGUGUACACUGCCUGCAAAGAUUUGUCACAAUGUGAAAAUGAUAUAUCCAGUGAGAUUAAGUGUAGUUUAAAAGACAUUCCAGUGAGUUUUAAAUGAGCAGUGAAGCUUUGAAGCCUCAAAUUAUGUUUUUAGAACUGUGAAAAAGUAU